AUGGAUCGGUUCUCGGAAGAGCUGAGCCUGCAGGCCGGCCGGUUGAUGGAAGGUCUGUGCCUGGAGGAGUCGGGCUGCCAGUCUGAGGUGGCUUUGCCGUGUUACACGGGUGAGAGGGGAAAGCGGUACUCUGCGGAGCUGUACAGGGCCGGUUAUGAGGGGGUCCCCCCAGGUCGGGGCCCCCUGUACCCAUCCUCCUCCAGCAGCCCCCGUUCCAGCGUUAGCGCCCUGAGCCCGCGCUCCAGCCUGGUGGUCCCCGGUGGUCAGUACGAGGGUUCAGCGUUGAGCCCCCGCUCCAGCUACGCCAGCACGGCCAGCGACACCAGCAAGCACUCGAGCCCCCGGGCCAGUCUGACCGGCUACGACGGUGGUGGCUCCAAACCCAGCAGCAACCGCACCAGCGGCAUCUCCAUGGGCUACGACCAGCGGCACGCCAGCCCGCGCUCCAGCACCGCCAGCCAGUACUCCUGCACCACCAGCCCGCGUUCCAGCUACUCCGACCCGCGCUACGUGCCCACGGCGACGGCCAACCACGAGGCGGACGGAGCCCUGGUGAGCCCACGCUCCAGCGUCUGCCUCAUGCAGGACGGCCGGGCGGCCACGCUGGGCUCCUGCAACCCGUCGGUGGCCAGCCCACGCUCCAGCAUCUCUAGCCACAGCUCCCGGAGUUCCCGCAGCUCCCGGGGGUCCCUGGGGGCGUACGGCGACCUGCCAGUGCCCUCCCCCCGCUCGUCCAUGCUGGGCCCCAGCGUACAGGAAGAGGAUCCCGGAGGAGAGCCGUGCCACUAUAGAGUCCUCGCCCAGUCCCCUCCGCGACACGACGAGCUCAGCAACUCAUCGGGGGUCUCCUACAACUUCAGCGCCGUCAAGGGCUCCGCCACCCUCCACCGAUUCAAGGUGCCAUACCAGGUGACGCCGUCCAAGGAGAGCGGGCCGAGCCAGGCCGAGAAGAGGCUGGAGGCCCUCACCCUGGAGCUGGAGAAGGAGCUGGAGAUGCACAUGAAGAAGGAGUAUUUCGGCAUCUGCAUAAAGUGCGGGAAGGGGGUGUACGGAGCCAGCCAGGCCUGCCAAGCCAUGGGGAACCUCUUCCACACCAACUGCUUCACCUGCUGCUCUUGCGGGAGAAGAUUGCGGGGGAAGGCCUUCUACAAUGUCAAUGGAAAAGUCUACUGCGAGGAAGAUUUCCUGUAUUCCGGCUUCCAGCAGACAGCAGACAAAUGUUUUGUGUGCGGCCAUCUUAUCAUGGAAAUGAUCUUGCAGGCCCUGGGGAAAUCGUACCAUCCUGGCUGCUUCCGCUGCGUGGUGUGUAACGAGUGCCUGGAUGGCGUCCCCUUUACUGUAGACGUGGAGAACAACAUUUACUGCGUCAAAGAUUAUCACACAGUUUUUGCACCUAAAUGUGCCUCAUGCAACCAGCCGAUUCUGCCGGCACAGGGUUCAGAGGAGACCAUCCGUGUGGUGUCCAUGGACAAAGAUUACCACGUGGAGUGUUAUCACUGUGAGGACUGUCACCUGCAGCUGAACGAUGAGGAAGGUCACCGCUGCUACCCCCUGGACGGGCACCUUCUGUGCCACAGUUGUCACAUCCGCCGUAUAAACGUCACCAUGCCUCAGCCUCCUCACCCCUCCAGCUAUCCCAUGCACGUCACGGAACUCUGA
This is a messenger RNA of Staurois parvus, 1659 nucleotides long. NCBI's taxonomy places the organism in Eukaryota, Metazoa, Chordata, Amphibia, Anura, Ranidae. The record is from the annotation of a GenBank genome assembly.